This is a messenger RNA of Kickxella alabastrina, 1105 nucleotides long. RefSeq lists its product as uncharacterized. The transcript has a single exon. NCBI's taxonomy places the organism in Eukaryota, Fungi, Kickxellomycota, Kickxellomycetes, Kickxellales, Kickxellaceae. The record is from RefSeq and is a predicted model, not a curated record. The coding region runs from base 299 to 1099 and encodes 266 amino acids.
GGGGAAUGUGAUAUAUCAACAUUUGGUGGGCAAUUUUUACUACUAUUCAACAGUUGAUUUGGCUUGGUCUGGCUUAUCAAAAGCAGUGCAAACCGCCAUCCCUCCCUCCCUCCCUCCCUCCACAUUCUUCAUACUCAUCCACGCGACAGCCUGCUCAAGCAAACAAACAAACAAACAUUUGAAUGAUGAAAAUUGUUCUUGAGCCUCGAGCACAAAAGCGCGGCGCUUUUCCAAACUCUAUUAUAUUCCAUGUGUUUUUGUCUCCUCAAACAUUUUUUAGUCUAUUAAUACAUUUACAAUGUCAACAGUUAUACAGGAUAUCGACGGUGCCGACACCAAUACCGGCAAACGAAUGUCGAAGGAGUUGGAUUCGCUGCCCAUGCCUUCGACCACUCCGGCGUCUCGAAAUGACAGAUCAAUGGCCAAUAACAAGUUCGUUCUCUUUUUACAGUAUCUGAACCCCCUCUUCUACGCUCGUCUCGCGCAGUCCUUCAUAUACUCGGUCCUCGAGUCGUACAGGGGAGACAGAUCCAGCAACUUUAACUCGCGAAUCACUGCCGGCGAAAUGGUCCCUGCACAGGGACUGGUCCCGGCAGAUGCCAGCGCCAUUGAUUGUGGUAUGCCUACGAUGACCGAGUUUGACAUUAACGACCAGUUUACAACGAUUUCUCCCGAGUUUGAGUUUUUGCCGCAGCUCAAUAUCGAUUCGAUGAGGCCCGGCUUUAUAAUGAAAGAGCAGCACGUGGAGAUGGUUGGCGGCAAUGCUGAGCUGGGCAUUCAUAUAGCCGACGACGAGGAGCAUGAAGAAGCUGUGAAAGCAAAGGUGCAGCCUUCGUUAAUGGAACCUACUGUGGUGGAACAAGUCUCAAAGAGCAUUGAGGCUCCUCACGUCAAUAAGGUGGUUGAGCAAGAGCAGGAGCAAAGACUGGAACAGGAAGUGAAUGCAGAAAAUGUCGAAGUUUCUGUUGUGGACAUCGUGAUCGAACAAGAGAAAUACCAGGAACAUGAUGUCGCUGGGCUCGCUUUGAACGCAAACCCUGAGUCAAAGAUAAGCAAAAAGAGCAAGCGUGCCAAGAACAGGGCAAAGGGCAAAAACUAGGCAGAC